UGGACACACGCGCCUGCGCGUUGCCAGCCUGUACGCGAUUUCCGGAGUGCGAAGCCUGCAAACUUGCGGAGGUUUUCCCCUGAUUUCAGCGGCUUCUCAGACCUCUACACUCAUACCAUGAUGUCCAGCCUGCCAAGGAGAAUCAUCAAGGAGACCCAGCGGCUGACGAACGAGCCCGUGCCGGGAAUCAACGCCGUUCCAGACGAACAGAAUGCUCGCUAUUUCCACGUUGAUGUCAUGGGCCCGUCUGAGUCGCCGUUUGAAGGAGGCACGUUCAAGCUGGAGUUGUUCUUGCCAGAAGACUACCCCAUGGCCCCGCCCAAAGUGCGCUUUAUGACCAAGAUCUACCACCCCAACAUAGACAAGCUGGGCAGAAUCUGUCUAGACAUCCUAAAAGACAAGUGGAGUCCAGCGUUGCAAAUCCGCACAGUGCUCCUGUCCAUCCAGGCCUUACUGAGCGCGCCCAACCCGGACGACCCACUAGCCAAUGACGUCGCAGAGCAGUGGAAGGUGAACGAGUCCCAUGCAAUAGAGACAGCAAAAGCAUGGACGCGACUGUACGCCAUGAAAAGCUGAGGGUGGGGAAGAGGGUCAAGCCAAUGCAGCUCAACAACUGUAGGGAUGCCAUCAACCUAGCAAUAGUGCAUGGAGGGGAAAAACUGUCUCCCUUCCUCUCUUGUAGCAGUGACCCCUAGCAGAUCAUUUCCACACUGCAGGAUCAACUUGGAUGGUUGAUGUUACUAUCUAAGCUCUCAUUGUCUGCUAUUUCCUGUCGUUUUCUUCCUGUAUACCGUUGUAAAAAAAAAUGAUGUUCCUGAUUUUUUAGAGCGCACACUGUGACAAUUUCAGUAUCUUCCUGCAGCUGCAGCAAGACUUUAAUGUCUGUAAAAAUGGUGAACU
Branchiostoma belcheri (Belcher's lancelet) is the source of this 900-nucleotide messenger RNA. Its product is annotated as ubiquitin-conjugating enzyme E2 N. The transcript has 5 exons. Bases 118 to 576 code for a protein of 152 amino acids. The record is from RefSeq and is a predicted model, not a curated record. Gene Ontology annotation, cellular component: nucleus. NCBI's taxonomy places the organism in Eukaryota, Metazoa, Chordata, Leptocardii, Amphioxiformes, Branchiostomatidae. Gene Ontology annotation, molecular function: ubiquitin conjugating enzyme activity. Gene Ontology annotation, biological process: protein K63-linked ubiquitination; DNA damage tolerance.